Molecule: messenger RNA, 279 nt
Organism: Knipowitschia caucasica
Lineage: Eukaryota; Metazoa; Chordata; Actinopteri; Gobiiformes; Gobiidae
Source: the annotation of a GenBank genome assembly
AUGUCCAGGACCACUUCAUCUGACUAUGACACUAUGGGAGAUAUUGGAUACUUAUCAUCACAGCUUCACGCACCUCACCUCCAGAAUGGCCUAAUGAGAGACUGCAUUGGGACUGAAAAGCGAGAGAGACGCCACUGUGUGAUGCGCUGCUUCAUCCCCAUCAUGCCCGUUUGGUUUUCCGCUUUCACACUCCUGUCUAAUUUCACGGUAAAGGAUAGCAAUGCUGCGUGUGGUCUUGUUGUUAACAUCGCUGUUGUUGAACCAAUGGACCAAAGUUGA